Nematostella vectensis (starlet sea anemone) is the source of this 2358-nucleotide messenger RNA. Its product is annotated as 4-trimethylaminobutyraldehyde dehydrogenase. The coding region runs from base 74 to 1645 and encodes 523 amino acids. The transcript is spliced from 7 exons. Gene Ontology annotation, molecular function: aminobutyraldehyde dehydrogenase (NAD+) activity; 4-trimethylammoniobutyraldehyde dehydrogenase (NAD+) activity. NCBI's taxonomy places the organism in Eukaryota, Metazoa, Cnidaria, Anthozoa, Actiniaria, Edwardsiidae. The record is from RefSeq and is a predicted model, not a curated record.
GUACUAAUAAUCUUGACUUCUUUUGUACCAGGGAACGCUACGAUCAUUUUAGUUCUGUUUUAUUUUUGCCAAAAUGAUAUCCCUCGGGGCCAUACGGCCAAUCUUGAAUAUAUCAUUGCGCCCUAUUGCUUCUGUUUUUCUCCGUUCUAAUCGACAGUUGAGUUCGGAUGCUUGUACGCCUUGCCAAAAUCUAAACUUCGUGGAUGGACAUCGGUGCAACCCCAUCACCGAGGAAAUAUCUGGGCAAAUGUUUAUAACCGACCCCUCCACGGGACACAUAAGCUGUGAAGUGAAAGGAUCGGGCAAGACAGAGGUCAAACGUGCAGUGCUUUCUGCGCGAAAGGCGUUCAAAACCUGGUCAGUCUUGUCCGGUAGUGAACGGGGCAGGAUUCUCGGAGAUGCUUCUAGACUUGUCCGAAAACGCAGGGAAGAUAUUGCAAAGGUCGAGGUGCAUGAUAAUGGCAAACCAUUCCACGAAGCUCUUUGGGAUGUGGAUAAUGUUGCAGACGUCCUGGAGUAUUAUGCUGGGGUGGCACCCACCCUCAGUGGCCAGCAUGUGCAAUUGCCAAAUGGAUCAUUUGCAUACACUAGGAGAGAGCCUCUUGGUGUAGUGGGUGGCAUUGGAGCAUGGAAUUAUCCCAUUCAGACUGCCUGCUGGAAGAUUGCACCAGCUAUUGCUUGCGGCAACACAAUAGUAUACAAGCCUUCUCCUCUUACCCCUAUGAAUGCUGUAGCAUUAGCUGAUAUACUGACAGAAGCAGGAGUACCCCCCGGGGUGGUAAACAUAAUCCAAGGGGGAGGGGAGACUGGGGAAAUGUUGUCAAAAGAUCCGAAUGUGGCAAAAGUAUCCUUCACCGGAUCGGUUCCUACGGGACAGAAGAUCAUGGCCUCCUGUGCAGACGGCAUCAAGCAUGUGACACUAGAACUUGGAGGCAAAUCUCCCCUCAUUAUUUUCAAAGAUGCAGACAUGGCCAAUGCUGUUAGUGGAGCCCUGAUGGCAAACUUCCUUUCACAGGGACAGGUCUGUUCCAAUGGUACUAGAGUCUUUGUGGAAGACAGCAUCAAGGACGAAUUCCUUGAGAAAGUAGUGGAGCGAACCAAAAACAUCCGUGUUGGGGACCCCAUGGCCCCCGACACUCAGAUGGGAGCGAUGAUUUCAAGUGCUCAUUUGAACAAGGUGCUGGACUAUGUGCAGAUUGGAAAGGACGAGGGAGCUAAAGUGUUGUGUGGAGGUGAGCGUCUCCAUCUCCCCGAGCCAUUGACCAGUGGGUAUUACAUGUCUCCGUGCGUGAUGGCCGAGUGCACGGAUGACAUGACUGUGGUUAAAGAAGAGAUCUUCGGGCCAGUCAUGACUGUGCUGACAUUUCAGACGGAGGAAGAGGCGGUGACGCGAGCUAACAAUACCACGUUUGGACUGGCAGGAGGGAUAUUCACACGAGAUCUAAACCGUGCUCACCGCGUUAUUGGUAGCCUACAAGCUGGCACAUGCUGGAUCAAUAGCUUCAACAUUACACCAGUCGAGGUACCCUUUGGCGGUUACAAAAUGUCGGGUUUUGGGAGAGAGGGUGGAACGGCGGCGGUGGAACACUAUACACAACUCAAGACGGUCUACGUGGAGAUGGGCGACGUGGAAGCACCAUUUUAGUUCACUAAACUCCGCAAAAUACCUCCUAUUAUUGCGACUGUAGUAACUAGGUAGGCAAUGUUCUUAAAUCUGUGAACUUUCUGCUUGGAGAAAAAUGAACUUAUAGGUAUGACUGGAGUUUUUAGGCAGCUCUUAAAAUACCAUGCCUAGCCUGGCGACACCAAAUCAUUAUAUAUCCAUGUUGGUGCGAAAUAUAUCGCAGAAUAGCAGAAUGAGCUAAUUUGCUAAGAGUUGUGACGAUUUCUUGUUGCAACAAUGUUAUUAAUCAAGAACCCAAUGUGCCAAUAGUAUCCUCGAAUUUAACCGCUGAGUGGAACAAAUUUUUUUUUGUUUCCAAACCACCAAAUACUAUGAGGCAAUCGUAUCCUCGCCCAUCCUUUUAGGUGCAGUCAAAUGGUUUUCUUUGCCACCACACAAACACCUGUAUUUUCUUGUGAAAUACAGUCGGUAGGUUUUUUAUGGUUCACUCAAAUAUCAGCCUAAAAGGUAUUCUUUUCUUGCUCCACCAAAAGCUGUCGAGACAACAGUCAUUUUCAGCUUUCAAGCAGAUUUGGGGGAAAAUCAUUUAUAUUUUUGAUAGCAAAGUAAUAGAUGGAGAAAUAUAUAACAUGAAUAAAGGCAAAUCUUUGGCGACAUAAUUUCGUCUAGAAAAUGCUUGACUUUUUACUGUUUUAUAAAAAAGAUAAUAUACUUAAUAAAGUAAGUUUGUCUAA